AUGGCCAAGGCUUCAUCCUGGCGUUCCGGGGCCCCUUCCAUCUGGGGGUCCUGCUUAGCCCUGGGAGCUCGCGACACCGCCACGUCCGAGCUGGCCGCGGUCAAGAUCGUCAAGCUAGACCCAGGGGACGACAUCAGCUCCCUCCAGCAGGAAAUCACCAUCCUGCGUGAGUGUCGGCACCCCAAUGUGGUGGCCUACAUUGGCAGCUACCUCAGGAAUGACCGCUUGUGGAUCUGCAUGGAGUUCUGUGGAGGGGGGUCUCUGCAGGAGAUUUACCACGCCACUGGGCCCCUGGAGGAGCGGCAGAUUGCCUAUGUCUGCAGAGAGGCGCUGAAGGGGCUGCACCACUUACAUUCUCAGGGGAAGAUGCACCGAGACAUCAAGGGAGCCAACCUUCUCCUCACCCUCCAGGGAGAUGUCAAGCUGGCUGACUUUGGGGUGUCAGGCGAGCUGACGGCAUCGGUGGCUAAGAGAAAGUCUUUCAUUGGGACUCCGUACUGGAUGGCCCCGGAGGUGGCCGCUGUGGAGCGCAAGGGUGGCUACAACGAGCUGUGCGACGUCUGGGCACUGGGCAUCACUGCCAUCGAGCUGGGCGAGCUGCAGCCGCCUCUCUUCCACCUGCAUCCCAUGAGGGCACUGAUGCUCAUGUCAAAGAGCAGCUUCCAGCCACCCAAGCUGAGGGACAAGACACGCUGGACCCAGAAUUUCCACCACUUCCUCAAGCUGGCCUUGACCAAGAACCCCAAGAAGAGACCAACAGCAGAGAAGCUUCUGCAGCACCCAUUCACCACCCAGCAGCUCCCGCGGGCUCUGCUCACACAGCUGUUGGACAAAGUCAAUGACCCCCACCUGGGCACCCCCUCCCCAGAAGACUGUGAAUUGGAGACCUGCGACAUGUUUCCAGACACCAUCCAUUCGCGGGGACAGCACGGCCCGGCCGAGAGGACCCCCUCGGAGAUCCAGUUUCACCAGGUGAAAUUUGGCGCCCCCCGCAGGAAGGAAACAGACCCCCUCAGUGAACCGUGGGAGGAGGAGUGGACGCUGCUGGGAAAGGAGGAGCUGAGCGGGAGCCUGCUGCAGUCAGUCCAGAAGGCCCUCGAAGAAAGGAGCCUGACCAUCCGGCCAGCCUUGCCGCUGCAGGAGCUGGAUUUCCCCGAUGACAGUGUAGGAACCAUCAAGCGGGCCCCGUUCUUGGGGCCGUCCUCGGCUGAGCCUCCCACUGAGGACCCUCUAGCCAGCCCCCCAGACGCCCCACCCCCACCCGGCCCGGGUGCUGAGAGCCCCCCCCAGCUCCCCACCGCCUGGACCACCAUGAAACACCAGGAGGAUCCUGAGAGAUCGUCCUGCCACGGGCUUCCCCCAACGCCCAAGGUGCACAUGGGCGCCUGCUUCUCCAAAGUCUUCAAUGGCUGUCCCCUGCGGAUCCACGCCGCGGUCACCUGGGUCCACCCUGUCACCCGUGACCAGUUCCUGGUGGUGGGGGCCGAGGAAGGCGUCUACACCCUCAACCUGCACGAGCAGCGGCGGCUCCAGCAGCAAGUCCCCCUGUCCAUCCCCACCAACCGCCUCACCCAGCGCAUCAUCCCCAGGCGCUUCGCCCUGUCCGCCAAGAUCCCCGACACCAAAGGCUGCCUGCAGUGCCGUGUGGUGCGGAACCCCUACACAGGCGGCACCUUCCUGCUGGCCGCCCUGCCCGCCAGCCUGCUCCUGCUCCAGUGGUACGAGCCGCUGCAGAAGUUCCUGCUGCUGAAGAGCUUCUCCAGCCCCUUGCCCAGCCCAGCAGGGAUGCUGGAGCCACUGGUGCUGGACGGGAAGGAGCUGCCGCAGGUGUGCGUGGGGGCCGAGGGCCCCGAGGGCCCGGGCUGCCGCGUCCUGUUCCACAUCCUGCCCCUGGAGGCCGGCCUGACGCCCGACGUCCUCAUCCCACCCGAGGGGCUCCCAGGCUCCGCCCAGCAGGUGAUUCAGGUGGACAGGGACACAGUCCUCGUCUGCUUCGACCGCUGUGUGAGGAUCGUGAACCUGCUGGGCGAGCCCACGGCCAUGCUGGCGCCUGAGCUGACCUUCGACUUCCCCAUUGAGACUGUCGUGUGUCUGCAGGACAGCGUGCUGGCCUUCUGGAGCCACGGGAUGCAGGGGCGCAGCCUGGACACCAAUGAGGUGACCCAGGAGAUCACAGAUGAGACCAGGAUCUUCCGAGUGCUUGGGGCCCACAGGGACAUCAUCCUUGAGAGCAUCCCCACCGACAACCCGGGGGCUCACAGCAACCUGUACAUCCUCACGGGCCAUCAGAGCAGUUACUAAGCAGGCGCCGGCCAGCGGCCCCCGCUCCAGCCUGGCCUGAGCUCGAGUCGGGUGUCUGGGGCCAGGGGUGGCUCCCAGGCCGGAGGCGCGCAGGCCCCUGGCCUUGUCCUCGUAGGGCAGAAAUAAUCCUGAGAAGAAUUGGGGGCCACCCCACGCCUCUGCAAUAACUGGACCAGAGGAAGCUGCUGUCCCCCCCUUGCAGGCAGCUGGGCCCCAGGGCCCCACAGAAGGCGCCCUGAGUGGCCGGGGCCGCCAGGCAUCCAUUCCAGUGUUUCACAUCUCCUUUCCUCCUGCUGCCAAGCCUGCCCAGGCCCUGUCCCGGGGAACCCCACUAUUUAAGAGAGAGAACUAUAUUGCUAUUAAAGCUGGUUUAAUUCUAAUCCACUGUACCCUCUGCGUGGGGGCGGGGCCCUGCCCCACCUCCCUGCCCCCUCCCUGUGGCGCAUCUUGAAGCUCCUGCCCCGGAGGGGCCACCUGCGCCCAGUGACCCCCUCACAAGGGAGGGGGCCGAGGUGAGGGGGGCCCGCGGCCCCCGCAGGCAGCCGGUGUGCCAGGCCGCCCCACUGCUCUGCUUGGCACAGCUUUUGCACUGGUGACUCCAUGGCAUCAUGCAGGUGGGGGGACACACCCUCGAGGUCUCCCCCCAGAGAGGUUCUCCCCAGGCGCCCGUGGAAGGACCCAGGAGAGGCCGAGCACCUCUGCCCAGACCCUGGCGUGCCCUGGCGCCUCCCUGCUGCCAGGUCGGGAACAGCUGACAACAGGCCGAUGCCCUGGCGAGCUGCACCUGGGCCUGGCCUGCAGGUGUUCCCGAGGGUCCCCAGGGCCAGGCCCUGACUCAGAGGGCCCCACACUGUGCCCACCACUGUCCGCCUUUGCGCGUUGCUCCUGGGUGCCCCUUAGGCUCCGCUCCGCCGGGGACACGCUGCUGGCCGGGCGGGCGGGCGGCACCGAGCAGGCGUGGAGUGUGGAGGCCCUGUCUGGGGGGCUUGAGCCAGGGCCUGGUGGGUCGUCAGGCCUUGAGCCUGCCGCUGUCUCCCUCCUGACUGCGGGCGAGGGCUGGAGCGUGGGCCCCUGUUAAAGAAGCGGGUGCGAAGCAGGAGGGUGGGGGGCGGAUGAGAAUCCUGCAGGAGCCCUGGGUGGGGUGGGCGGCCAGCUCCCCCGGUGCCCCCUCCGAGCCUGACUGCUGUGACCCCUACUGUCCUGGGGCUGAAAUGGCAACGGCGCCAGUCCAGGGGCAGGGUGCCAGGCCCCGUCCCCCCAGGCCCAGGCAGGAGAGGCAGCUUCCAGGUGCUGAAGCUUGCCUGGGCCCGACUGGAAGGCAUUUGAUGGGCCAAGUGUGGGGUGACUGGGGUGCCUUUCCGAACUUGACCUGCCCAGGCUCCCGGAGGAUUAAGUUGAGGAGUGGGGUGGGGGUGAGCCCCCCAGGAGGACUGACUUUGCUCCUGCAGAGCCGGCGGCCGACAGCGCCACCUGGUGGCAGCCGCCAUGGCUCUGAAAGGGGAGGCCCCCCCCCAAAGUGCCAAAGUGGGGAGGGGACCGGCGAGGCCUCUGAGAAAGUCUUGGCUGGCCACAAGCCAAAGCAAGGCCAAAGCCAGAAUAUGUGCUCAAAGCUGAGAAUUGUUAUUUUUUUAAUGUAUUUUUGAAUAGGUAGCCUUGCCCUGGGGGGGCAGUACCCCGUGGACACAGAGAGGCCCCGCUGCCCGGGGCGGGAGCCCUCUGGAAGCCGGUUGGUUGGCA
Condylura cristata (star-nosed mole) is the source of this 4038-nucleotide messenger RNA. It is a transcript of the gene MAP4K2, whose product is annotated as mitogen-activated protein kinase kinase kinase kinase 2. Gene Ontology annotation, molecular function: MAP kinase kinase kinase kinase activity; ATP binding. The transcript has 31 exons. Bases 1 to 2301 code for a protein of 766 amino acids. NCBI's taxonomy places the organism in Eukaryota, Metazoa, Chordata, Mammalia, Eulipotyphla, Talpidae. Gene Ontology annotation, biological process: protein phosphorylation. The record is from RefSeq and is a predicted model, not a curated record.